Eptesicus fuscus (big brown bat) is the source of this 1645-nucleotide messenger RNA. RefSeq names its product transmembrane protein 100 (gene TMEM100). Gene Ontology annotation, biological process: cellular response to BMP stimulus. The record is from RefSeq and is a predicted model, not a curated record. The transcript is spliced from 3 exons. The coding region runs from base 459 to 863 and encodes 134 amino acids. NCBI's taxonomy places the organism in Eukaryota, Metazoa, Chordata, Mammalia, Chiroptera, Vespertilionidae.
UAGAGUGAAAGAAAGAACUCCAGGAUCUGAAACUGACCAUAUAAUUCAAGAUUUUUCUAUCUUUCCUUUUUCCCCAGAGGAGAUUUAUUUCAUUGACGGACAUGCUGUUACAGGCUCUUUUCCCAGAAGCUGACCAGAAGAAGCUGCGGCUCUGAGGUUUCUCCCCGCCCCGCCCCCCCCCACCAAGUGGAGUGGUUUCCCUGGUAAUGGAUUGCUUCUCCCUGAGAAACACGAUAUUGCCACAUUUGAGAUCCACACAUCUUAGCCUCAUUGUCACUGAAUUUUUACUGAACCGCAUCCACACCCAAGUCCCAGGACACAUGGUGGCCUGUGCUUAGUAGUCACCCUGUAAAGACUUGCUGACUAUCUGGCUGAUGUAGAAGAACCUCAUUGCCUCCACCCUGGUGAGAGCCCCCAGGUCUAGUCUGUGAACUCAGCGAGGAAACACCGCGGUAAAAAUGACCGAAGAGCCUGUCAAGGAGAUCCUGGGAACCCCCAAGUCUCCCAAGCCAGGGACGACGGAGAAGAGCCCCAAGAGUGAAGUCGUGGUCACCACGGCCCCUGUGGUCAGUGAGAUUCAGCUGAUGGCCGCCACCGGGGGUGCUGAGCUCUCCUGCUACCGCUGCCUCAUCCCCUUCGCCGUGGUGAUCCUCAUCACCGGGACAGUGGUCACUGCCGUGGCUUACAGCUUCAAUUCCCACGGCUCCAUCAUCUCCAUCUUGGGCCUGAUCCUUCUCUCCUCGGGACUCUUUUUGUUGGCCUCCAGCGCCUUGUGCUGGAAGCUGAGACAGAGGCACAAGAAAGGCAAGAGACGCGAGAGUCAGACAGCUCUCAUGGCAAACCGGAGAAGCUUGUUUGCUUAGGACUGAAGGAGACCAAGGGAGGCCUGAGGCGGAACAUCCUGCCUUCCCUGCGGCAGCCAAUUCGCCCCGAACUCCUGUGGGAGAGGUCGGACUUGGCACAGGAGCGGACUAGGGGAAUGGGAGUGGAUGGAGGAGGGGUGGGGGGCAGGUCCUCGUGCGCGAGAAAUGACUUGCAUCUUCUUUAAUGACAAACUUAACUCUAAGGGCUGUUUCUCAGAUUGCAAAAUCAGCUUUUCCCCCACAUUAAAACCCUGUCGGGGUCAUGGGAGGUGUGCAGCAUUAGACAGCAUUUGGUUCACCUUGGAAAGGAGCCAAGAAAAGAUGAGAAAACAAUUGGACGGUUCUGGCGCCCCAGUGACCCGCCUCCACGUGGAAUAACCCACAGGCGUAAGAAGCUGUAUCACAAAAAUGUGCUGCCGAGAGUCUCCAUGGCCUUGGACUUGGCACACUUCUAUGAAAUUCUAUGAUAACUUCUUUUUUCAAUAAGUUGAUUGUCUGGCACCUGUUUUACUUGUUACUCUCAGUAACUCAUGACUGACUGGUGGUACUUUCUCUUGAAGAAUGAACUAAUAUUUUUUAUGUUUUAACAUUGGACAAUGUUAGAUGAUUGUAGCGAUGUAUCAAAAGUAAGAAAGGGGUGAAGGGUGUAACUACUAGAUGACAUAGGAGAGGGGAUUAAAUUAAUAUUAAAAUAACCCAAUAUAGCACUUUUGAUGACUUUUAUAUAAAAGUUUAAUGUACAUUUCAUUCGAAAUAAUAAAUACUCAUUGCUGCUGACACUU